AUUUUUGAACGCAUAUAUUUAAUCGAAAUUAGUAUUUUCGUUGUUUCGAUACUUGGUCAUUCUGCCAACAACGCCGCAUGAUUCCUGUUCUGCAGGCAGUACAAAACAAUUUGAAGUAUUAAAUCCUAACUGGAAUGGAGGAUGAGGAGGAUCCCAUUGUGGAGGAGAUACCCGUCUUUCUAUCAAAGAACUUGCAAGACAACCUAUACCUGUUUCAAUACCCCACAAAGACCGAACUGCCAAAUCACGAUGAUGCCGUCGUUGUCAACUGCUGUGUGAAACCGUUUACACAGGAAGUGAAAGUGGAUUUCGGACUAAACAUUGAGUCCAAGCAUUUCGAUCGCUUCAAGGGCGAGCAAUUUGCAGUAGCCGCCGAUGGCAAGAACACAUACGGCGCCGCCCUACCUAAGGGCGCCGAAAGACCCACCUACAAGCGUGGCAUCAUGGACAAGCAGGCGUUUACCAGCACGCGCUCCUUAACAGAUAUCUCAAAGUAUGUAGUGGGAAUUUACACAGAUAAAGAGGUGCAUUUGUCGCCGUUGGCUAGUAUUGUGCAGUUGAGACCCUCGCUUACCUACUUCGACAAGGAGGACAAGCGUCGCAAGGCGGAGCAAAAGGCGCAAUCGGAAGAUAUCGAUGACGAUGAGGUGGCGCAGCAGGUGACGGUGAAGUUUGCACGUGGAACUAGCGCUGGCGCCGCGGCAAAGAAGACCAAGGAACAGCGCGGUAGCUAUGACAAAUUCGUUCAGCGCAUCGUGGAUGAGCCCUGGUGUGAGAGCUAUUGGCAUGCGCGCAACACGCCAACGGCCGAACUAGAGAGGCAGAAGCUCUAUAGUGCCAACCAUCAGUCCAAUCAGUCGCUGUCCUUGCCGCCCAGCGAGUAUCUUUGCAAGCUGUUGCCGCAUGACGAGCAUGUCCAACAGGUGGAUGCGGCCAAUGUGCUGCCCGUUUACAACAAGGCGAUGCUUAAGACUCUCCCGCUGCUGGAUCAGCUACGCGUGCUGCUCAAGGAUGCCAAAAUGCUCUCAUUUCCUGACGUACUGCACAUCCUCACGGAGCACAUUGAUCCCCAUGUCAGCGCUGAGAAAGUGUUGGCGUUGCUACCUCAGGUGGGAAUACUGUUGCAUGGCAACUGGGUACCCAAGUCCGAGGUGGUCUAUCCCGAAAAGAUGCUAUCACAUGCCAAUGGCGUCUCUGCGGAGCAAAUGAUACGUGCGCGGGAUUACGUACUCUACAAAUUCUCACGCACUCAGUGCCUGUACCGAAAACAAGUGAUGACCGCCACCCAGUUGCCCCCCGCCGAGACAUUGGAUGUGCUACGCACUGUGGCACGCGUAAAUUCCACGAAACGCUGGGAACUUCUUCUUCCGCCGGACAAGGAGUUCGAGCAAAAGAAUGUGGAACUAGUUCAGCGACAAGAACUGCACUGGCGCGCCACGGAGCAGUCGUACAAUGAAAUGGAUUGGGCAAAGGAGACUAAGCGCGUGCGCAAGCGCUCCACGCGCAAAAGCGAAUCCCAGCAGCAAACCACUAUGACAAUGCCGCCUCCUGCAGUACACCUUUCCACAGAAGCGUAGCAGCACCUAACAGUUCCGAAUAAAAUUAAAGAAAACCAAGAAGUUAUU
This is a messenger RNA of Drosophila hydei, 1625 nucleotides long. RefSeq names its product DNA-directed RNA polymerase III subunit RPC5 (gene Polr3E). The transcript is spliced from 2 exons. The record is from RefSeq and is a predicted model, not a curated record. Gene Ontology annotation, biological process: DNA-templated transcription. Bases 135 to 1577 code for a protein of 480 amino acids. NCBI's taxonomy places the organism in Eukaryota, Metazoa, Arthropoda, Insecta, Diptera, Drosophilidae. Gene Ontology annotation, cellular component: RNA polymerase III complex; nucleus.